Messenger RNA from Rotaria sordida, 666 nucleotides. Lineage: Eukaryota; Metazoa; Rotifera; Eurotatoria; Philodinida; Philodinidae. The record is from the annotation of a GenBank genome assembly.
AUGUCACUCACCACGAGAAAUACGAAAAUUGAAACCUUGGCUUGGAUAACUGAUGAUGAAGCUGAAUUUUGGACGAGUACAACACCUAUAGAAACAAAGAAAACAUUUCAUUAUUUUUCAACAUCAAAAAAAAAUUCUUCUUCAGAUGAUCUUCAUUAUAAAACAAAUAAACAAUUAAAUUCUCAAAUUGAAGAUCCUUUGUCAUUAUCAUAUAAACAACUAAUUGAAAAACAAGCAAAAGAAGUAUCAGAAAAUGCUGAAAAAACAAAAAUUUUCGAAAAAUUUCAAUUAGAAGAAAAUGGUCCUGAAAUAAAUAUGGGCUUUCUUGAUCGAUUAUUUCAUUCAUCAAGUAAACCACCAAUUUCAGAAAAAGAUUAUUUAGAUGAUGAAGUUUUUACAGAAAUUGAUGAAAGUGAAAUAAUGGCUGUAAUCAAUAAUAAUGCAGAUAUUGAUGUAUCAUCCAAUGUUGAAAAUAAAUCUACGGAUAAUAUUCCAUUUAUAAAUGAUCUUAAAUCAUUUAUUGAUGAAUUAGGUGAAGAAAAAGAUGUUAUUAUGGGAACAAUUGAUGAAGAAACAUUAUUUAAUCGAAGAAGUCGAAAAACGAAAUCUUUAGCUGCACCACCAAUCAAAAACGAUGAUAUAUCAUUUAGUCGAACAUCUUAUUAA